Molecule: messenger RNA, 2309 nt
Organism: Molossus molossus (Pallas's mastiff bat)
Lineage: Eukaryota; Metazoa; Chordata; Mammalia; Chiroptera; Molossidae
Gene: PRMT3
Product: protein arginine methyltransferase 3
Exons: 16
Coding region: 72-1664 (530 amino acids)
Biological process (GO): peptidyl-arginine methylation
Cellular component (GO): nucleus
Molecular function (GO): protein-arginine N-methyltransferase activity
Source: RefSeq, a predicted model, not a curated record
GCGUCUGCGCGCGCGCGCUGCUCAGCCAGGUCCCCGCCCCCCGCACGCCGGGCUCCCGGGGCACCACCGACAUGUGCUCGUUAGCGUCGGGCGCUACCGGCGGCCGGGGCGCUGUGGAGGAUGAGCGAGAGCCGCCCGACCUGUCCGACAGCGGUGACGAGGCCGCCUGGGAGGAGGAGGACGAGGCGGAGCUCCCCCACGACAAGCAGCAGACCCCCUGCCUGUUCUGUGACAGGUUAUUUACAUCUGCUGAAGAAACAUUUUCACACUGUAAAUCUGAGCAUCAAUUUAAUAUUGAUACCAUGGUCCAUAAACAUGGACUUGAAUUCUAUGGAUACAUUAAACUAAUAAAUUUUAUUAGACUUAAGAAUCCUACAGUUGAGUAUAUGAAUUCCAUAUACAAUCCAGUGCCUUGGGAAAAAGAAGAGUAUUUGAAGCCCGUUUUAGAAGAUGACCUUUUACUUCAGUUUGAUGUAGAAGAUCUUUAUGAACCAGUGUCAGUCCCAUUCUCAUUCCCCAAUGGACUCAGUGAAAAUACCUCUGUUGUUGAAAAAUUGAAACAUAUGGAAGCCAGGGCACUGUCUGCUGAAGCUGCAUUAGCUAGAGCUCGUGAGGAUCUACAAAAAAUGAGACAAUUUGCUCAGGAUUUUGUGAUGAACGAUGUCAGAACCUGGUCAGCAUCUACUACUGCCAUUGCAGACCUCCAGGAGGAUGAGGAUGGUGUUUAUUUCAGCUCAUACGGGCAUUAUGGGAUACAUGAAGAAAUGCUAAAGGACAAAAUACGAACAGAAAGUUACCGAGAUUUUAUAUACCAAAAUCCACAUAUCUUCAAAGACAAGGUAGUUUUGGAUGUUGGUUGUGGAACUGGAAUUCUGUCGAUGUUUGCUGCUAAAGCUGGGGCAAGGAAGGUUUUUGGUGUUGAUCAGUCUGAAAUCCUUUACCAGGCAAUGGAUAUCAUAAGACUAAAUAGACUUGAAGAUACUAUCAUACUAAUUAAAGGAAGGAUUGAAGAAGUUCGUCUUCCUGUAGAAAAAGUGGAUGUUAUUAUAUCCGAGUGGAUGGGCUAUUUUCUUCUUUUUGAAUCUAUGUUAGAUUCUGUUCUUUAUGCAAAGAACAAAUACUUGGCAAAAGGAGGAUCGGUCUACCCUGAUAUUUGCACUAUCAGCGUUGUGGCAGUAAGCGAUGUGACUAAACAUGCUGAUAGAAUUGCUUUUUGGGAUGAUGUCUAUGGCUUCAACAUGUCCUGCAUGAAGAAGGCAGUUAUUCCAGAAGCUGUUGUGGAAGUUUUAGAUCCAAAGACUCUUAUUUCAGACCCUUGUAGUAUUAAGCAUAUAGAUUGCCAUAAGACGUCUGUUUCGGAUUUGGAGUUUUCUUCAGAUUUUACCCUGAAAAUCACAAAGACAUCCUUGUGCACGGCAAUUGCUGGCUACUUUGAUAUAUAUUUUGAGAAGAAUUGUCACAAGCGGGUUGUGUUCUCUACUGGCCCCCAGAGUACCGAAACACACUGGAAACAAACAAUAUUUCUAUUGGAAAAGCCAUUUUCAAUUAAAGCAGGUGAAUCCUUGAAAGGACAGAUCACAGUCCACAAGAAUAAGAAAGAUCCACGUUCUCUCAUUGUGACCCUCACAUUGAAUAAUUCAACUCAAACUUACAGUCUCCAGUGAAAAAGCCACAAAAGCACAACUAACUUGCAGUUUUUAUUGUGGAAGUGGGUGGAGGGGGAGGGGUUUUAUGUGAGCACAUGGAAGAUGGAUCUUUUUCGAAUGAGUUUCUUCAGUAGAAUUGUGGUAGGAAUCCAUUGUAAUUCAGCUAAGGAGGGGAAUCCACUGGUCCUAGUGGUCCACCUUCAUAAUCAUAUUUUUGGAAGUCUGGUUGGUGAGAUUUGACCAUAUCUAACCCCUACAUUGCAUUUAGUUAUAUUGAAAAUCAUUUCAAUUGGCCUAAAUACAGAAUAUAGUUUUUUGUUGUUUUUAAAAAAUUUCCUACUGUAAAUAUUAAACGCUAGUAAUUAGUUAUUUAGAUAAUAUUUUAUUAAACUAGUAAUUGUACACAAGGCAUUGCACAUUUUAUUGCAGCUUUCUUCUCUGGGGAGGAAGAGUUUUUAAUUGUAUUAUUUGGUAGAAUAUCAGGAUAUAAUAGAUUAAAGACCAAGUGUAAGGGGCUAAAAUAUGUAAAAGCAUCACAUAAAUCAUAUUUGAAGACAGCUUAGUUGAUUACUCUGUAGUUCUCAUUUUGUAGCUUCUCUCUUUGCACAUAUUCUUUAGCCAUUUAAUUUUCUAGUAUUGCCCAGGAAAUCUAAUUUUAAUAUG